AUUUAUCUCUCCACCGUAGAAAAUGUUGGUGUUUACGAUCCAGACCUUUUCGAGGGAGACAUGAUUCUCACAACCGAGCAGCGUAUGGCAGCCGAGAAGGGACUGGAUGUAGACAAUCUUUCUGGUAGAGCUUCGAUCAAAAGCAAACUGUGGCCCAAUGGUGUCAUGUAUUAUGAGAUCGACUCCAGUCUCUGUAAGUAUUUGGAUCUCGAUUUGUUUUUAAAAUUUGAAAAAUAAAAGAAAAAAAAAAUCUAUACACUAAAACAGUGGAGAGCGUCUAAGGUGCGUUCUGAUUGGCUACUCAAUCUCAAAAUAUCAUUUUAUUGCUGUUCACUCCCGAGCAACUCGUGCGGGAUUUGCGCGCAAAAUAUUAAAUAAUCGUUGCAAGAAUUAUUGAGUAAAUUUAUCAUUUUUAUGCUAUAUUAUCCUACUGUUAGUUUAUGCCAAAAUGACUGUUCACCUCGGUGUAGGUGAUUAGUGGUGGAUAGUUACCUCGCUGCUUUUUGCCACAGCUCGGUAAACAUUCACCACUGACCUGUUUCACUUCAGUAAAUAGUCGUCAAAUAUUGCCAUUGCACAAGAAGCGAAUCAUACUUUGCGGCGAGGGAGUGGAGGGGGAGGGUAACAUGCAUUUACGUAGAUGGAGCACCUAAGAACAAUUCUUGUUCAGGGCACGAUUUAAAGCUAAAAAAAGGUUGUUAUAUUUGGAGGCACGAAAUGGCGUCUUCCUUUACUUUCCUGGGAUCUAAUUCAUUAAUCAAAUGAAUUUACCCUUGAAUUAAAUGGUAGCCUUGCGACAGAGACUGGUUUGGUAUAGUUGAAAAGAAAAAAGCACCACUAGACACCUCCCCUUAGGAAAAACAUACCGGCCCCACUUUUCGAAUGUUCGCAGUUUUCAUUUCUUCCAACGUGUCUCACUCCCCCUUUAUUUUUUUUUAUUUUUUUUUUCUCAAAGCGGGAAAUUCUCAAGCCAUGGCAGCUAUCAGGGCAGGGAUGCAGGAAUGGACAAGCAAAACAUGUAUCCGGUUCAAGAGAGGAGCAGGAUCAUCUUAUGCGUACUUCAAAAAGGGCGGCGGGUACGGAAUUGUGUUGAUCUAUUAUCCAUUUUCGCUUAAGCUGUGACAUAUCAGACAUGAGAAGAUUCACAAACAAGGAAAAAAUAGCCUUGUCAUAGUUAAAUUAGCGCAGCAUAGGAGAAACAAAGUGGCUAUCAUACACAAACCGAUUCACUGCAACGUCCUCACGUUGGUUUUGUCAGGGGACCGCGCACGGGAUCGCCUUGUGAUUUAUUUAUACUAUAUAAGGGUAGCUUUAGACUCGGCGUCGCAAGAAAACUAGUUGUGAAAGUUUUAGUUUGUACGAAAUUUAUGUACAAAGUUUACUUGAAACGCCUUAGUCUAAUGAAGGUUUUGUGAAUUGUUUCUUUGAUCAAUUUUUCAGAUGCUCAUCAUACGUGGGAAAAAAUGGUGGUCGUCAGGAUAUAACUCUGGCCAGCGGGUGCUGGACAAGAGGAAUUGUUGCUCAUGAGAUUGGUUGGUGUAAUAACGUUUUGAUAUCAAGCAUAAUGAAAGCAAAAUGUUAUUUAUUAUUUUGAUCAAACUCAAUACUCAUUGUGCUAUUUAUCAACGGACUUUAUGGUACGUGCGUUAUGAUUGGUCGCCAAUCACUGUUUGACCCGCUAAAUUCAAAAGGUUGUUUGAAUUAAAAUCUUCUACUCUGUUCAAAUAUAGAGAAUUAAUAAAAAUCUUUCCAACCUCGUUUUCUCGAUUCGCAUUGUAAGCUACGGAAACCCGUUUUACCCUUCUCAGAUUGACGGCCCACCUGAUUCGCUGACGGCCCUUAGGCCAUAAUUCCGAACGAUAAAAGCUCGGUCUGUAAAUACAGUACGCGGACCUCGAACUCAGUUUGUAGAAGCUAUUUAGAAUGGCUGAUCUAUUAGAGAAAUUAAGGAUAAUGUUUGUCCCCAACCAUCAUCACUCAACAUUCUUUUUUAUGAAACUCAGUCGGCUCGACAUCAUGUUACUGCGCACAUUAACGUUUAUCUCUCCUUAUAAGCUAUGCACCUAGUUCAGGGAAUGAGAUUCUAAAUUAACAGUAAUUCAUUCUGAAGCGCAGCAUCACCUAAGAGGGCUCUAAGAGUUCAAAGAAUGCAGCUGGCUAUGCAGCUAGCGAAAAUUAGCACAGAUUCUUAGGAUUCGACCUUUUUCCUGUCUUGCAGGUCACGCUUUGGGAUUUUUCCACGAACAAUCUCGCCCUGACAGGGAUAACUACGUCACAAUAAUGUGGGACAACAUCAUUGAAGGUUAGUAACACAUAAAUUAAUUCAACAUAACUUAAAAACCUCAAUAAUGAUAACAAUGAUGAUGAAGAUGACGAUGAUGACAUCAUAUCAUUACAAUGAUAAUAAUGUUGAAGUGAUAAUAAUUAUGUGUCGAUCAAUUCAAGGCUUCAGUAUCUCCCUCCACCCUCUCUUCCACCCCGCCUGCGCAAAAUAAGGAGCCCAAUACUGGCUAAAUUCUUCGAAUUAAUCAAUGUUUAAUGAUAAUGAUGAUGAUCGCACUAAAACAACUCAAUGCUCUCUUCUUGCUUAACUUAAUAUUUCUUUUUAUAGUUAUUCAUUUCUGUCAGUUGUUUUCUUAUAAUUCCAUGCAUGUCUUGUAGCGAACAAGUUUAAUUUUCAAAAGUAUGGCCGUGGAACCAUCGAUUCCUUGGGUACUGCCUAUGACUAUGGGAGCGUGAUGCAUUACCAGAGCACAGCCUUCACAAAGAACGGAAAACCUACAAUCGUGUCCAAGAGGCCAGGGGUAUGUAUAGCAGUGAUUUGCUAAAAGGCUUUUUUGAAAUAUCACUUACUUGAGCAAAUAAGUGAAACAGGCAUUCAGAUAUCACGAUGUUUACAUACAGACCUGAGAAUUGUCCAGAUCGCCAACGGUCUACGUUGCUCAGGGAGUGCGUGGGCAUCUCUCCGGCUAAUGGAUCUGGCUAUGGAUUGACUCCCCGCAGAAAGUAAUUUUUUUCUCUUUCACUCCACUGUGAGGAAUGUCAAACUUCUUACUCAAACGCCAGUGUGUUCUUUGUACCGCAACUUCUGAGACGUAGCGUAUUGUUAUAUUUUCAGAUCACACUUGGUCAGCGUCGGGGAUUGAGCUCGAUAGACGCAAGGCAAAUGGACCUCCUCUACAAGAAGGAGUGUCAAGGAGGCGGAGGUGGGGGAGGAGGAGGUGGAGGCGGAGGUGGGGGAGGA
Molecule: messenger RNA, 3244 nt
Organism: Pocillopora meandrina
Lineage: Eukaryota; Metazoa; Cnidaria; Anthozoa; Scleractinia; Pocilloporidae
Source: the annotation of a GenBank genome assembly